CCCCCUCUCCUCUUAGGACUUGGAGGCUUGUGAAAAUCUGAUGUAAAUACUCUGUUUAAGAAGUGAAACGCAAUAUUAAAAAUGGCAGGCUUCCUAGACAAUUUCAGAUGGCCUGAAUGUGAGUGUAUUGAUUGGAGUGAACGAAGGAAUACAGUUGCUUCUGUGGUAGCUGGAAUUCUGUUUUUUACAGGUUGGUGGAUAAUGAUAGAUGCAGCUGUAGUUUAUCAUAAGCCAGAAGAGAUGAACCAUGCGUUCCAUACUUGUGGGGUGUUUUCCACGUUAGCUUUUUUCAUGAUAAAUGCUGUAUCAAAUGCUCAAGUGAGAGGCGAUAGUUACAGUGAUGGAUGUUUAGGAAGAACAGGUGCUCGUGUUUGGCUCUUCAUUGGCUUUAUGUUGAUGUUUGGCUCACUUAUUGCUUCCAUGUGGAUCCUUUUUGGAGCAUAUGUUACCCGAAAUCUUAAUGUCUAUCCAGGAUUAGCAGUGUUUUUCCAAAAUGCGUUGAUAUUUUUUAGUACUCUAAUCUACAAAUUUGGAAGAACAGAGGAAUUGUGGGGCUAAUAUGUUAUUCUCCCUGCUGGCUUUGAGUCCUGUAUGUACAUAUAACUUCCAUUUUGGCCAUUUUAAAUUUGCCAAAGUCAUAGAUGUCACAUUAUGCAUUUUGUAUGUUUUUUUAAAGUUAAUUAAGAUUUAAAUAUUCUGUUCAAAAAUUCUGUAUUUAGCUACCUUUUAAUAGAAUGGAUUUG
Euleptes europaea (tarantolino) is the source of this 743-nucleotide messenger RNA. RefSeq names its product transmembrane protein 50B (gene TMEM50B). The record is from RefSeq and is a predicted model, not a curated record. Lineage: Eukaryota; Metazoa; Chordata; Lepidosauria; Squamata; Sphaerodactylidae. Gene Ontology annotation, biological process: late endosome to vacuole transport via multivesicular body sorting pathway; protein targeting to vacuole. Bases 82 to 558 code for a protein of 158 amino acids. The transcript is spliced from 6 exons.